AUGGUGACUUCAGUAGGUGGCCUGCUGGUGCGCCUCGUGGCGGCACUGUGUCUCUUCCAGUACGUCCAGGCCAAGACCGUCACCUAUGAUUUCAAUGUCACUUGGGUCACUGCCAACCCGGACGGCUUGUACGAUCGAAAGGUCGUCGGCAUCAAUGGCCAAUGGCCCUUGCCAGUGAUUGAAGUGGACAAGGGCGACCAGCUGGUCGUGAACAUGUACAAUGGCCUUGGCACUCACAGCACUUCGAUUCAUUUCCAUGGCAUGUUCCAAAAUGGCACCAACGACAUGGACGGCCCGUCCAUGGUCACUCAGUGCCCUGUUGUACCGGGGUCCUCAAUCACCUAUAACUUUACGGUCAACCAAAACGGCACCUACUGGUACCAUUGCCAUACCGAUUACUGCUAUCCGGAUGGCUAUCGCCAGGCAUUGAUCGUGCACGACAAUAGCUCUUACUUCAAUGAUAUGUAUGAUGAGGAAUAUACCAUUACGAUGAGUGAUUGGUACCACGAAAUGGUAGAGGAUAUCACUUUCAUCGACAAGACCAACCCGACCGGCGCAGAGCCUAUCCCCAACGCCUUCCUGUUCAAUGACACCCAGAACAGUAGCCUCGCAGUGGAGCCAGGCAAAACGUAUCUGCUACGGUUAGCCAACGUUGGUGCAUUUGUUGCGCAGUAUUUCUAUAUUGAAGAUCACACCUUCAAGAUUGUUGAGAUUGAUGGUGUAUAUACGGAUCCUACCGAAGCCAGCAUCCUCUAUAUUGCCGUUGCACAGCGCUAUGCGAUUCUUGUAACAGCCAAGAACUCCACAGAAAAGAACUACCCCAUCGUGACUGUGGUAGACUCCGAGCUGCUGGAUAACAUUCCCUCGAACCUACAACUUAACCACACCAAUUGGCUCGAAUAUAACAAAGACGCCGAUCACCCGCAGGCCACGAUUACCGUGGACACUGCGUCCGAUCUUGAUCCAUUUGAUGAUAUGGCUCUUGUGCCCUACGAUCGCAUGGAACUGCUUCCCGAGGCCGAUGUCGUCCUCGAUCUGACCGUCUCCAUGCAAAACCUCGACGACGGUGCUGGUUACGCUUUCCUGAACGACAUCUCCUACACUAGGCCCAAAGUGCCAACCCUUUACACUGUCCUGUCCUCCGGCAACCUCUCCACCAACGCCGAAGUCUAUGGCGAUUUCACCCACUCGAUUGUCCUGGAACAUAACCAAGUUGUCGAGAUCAUCCUCAACAACGGCGACGGAGGCUCGCAUCCCUUCCACUUCCACGGCCACAACUUCCAACUAGUCGACCGCGCCCCUUCAUACGGCAGGCACUUUUACGACUACGCCGAUGGCGACCCACUCACCUACGACCCGAACAACCACACCGCAUUCCCGAGGUACCCAGCUCGCCGCGACACUCUCGUGCUGCCGCCGCAAGGCUACUUCGUCGUGCGCUUCGUCGCCGAUAACCCCGGUGUCUGGCUGUUCCACUGCCACAUCGAUUGGCAUUUGCAGCAAGGAUUGGCGAUGACUUUUAUCGAGGCACCUCGACAACUUCAGGAGAGUCUGACUAUUCCGAAGAACCACUACGACGUGUGCGAUGCGGCGGGCGUCAAGUACGUGGGUAACGCCGCGGGUAACACGCAAGACUACCUUGACCUGUCGGGCCAGAACAAGCAAAUUGGCUGGCUGCCUGCUGGAUUUACGACCAAGGGUAUUGUGGCGAUGGUGUUCUCCUGCGUGUCCGCGUUCUUGGGUAUGGCGUUUAUCUCGGUUUAUGGUGCGUCGGGGAUCAAGACGGCGAAGAAGCAGGAGACCGAGCAGACGGAGGGAGACGCUACUGCGUCCACGGAUAGUUGA
Molecule: messenger RNA, 1845 nt
Organism: Penicillium subrubescens
Lineage: Eukaryota; Fungi; Ascomycota; Eurotiomycetes; Eurotiales; Aspergillaceae
Gene: fetC
Product: putative ferrooxidoreductase Fet3
Exons: 1
Coding region: 1-1845 (614 amino acids)
Biological process (GO): cellular response to iron ion starvation; reductive iron assimilation
Cellular component (GO): high-affinity iron permease complex
Molecular function (GO): ferroxidase activity; copper ion binding
Source: RefSeq, a predicted model, not a curated record